Panicum hallii is the source of this 1329-nucleotide messenger RNA. RefSeq lists its product as uncharacterized. Bases 1 to 1329 code for a protein of 442 amino acids. Lineage: Eukaryota; Viridiplantae; Streptophyta; Magnoliopsida; Poales; Poaceae. The record is from RefSeq and is a predicted model, not a curated record. The transcript has a single exon.
AUGGCGCCGGAGUCCCCUUCCCUCGUCGAUCCUGCCGCUGCCGAGGCGCAGCGCGCGCAGGACGCCGCCGACGCCAAGCAGCGCGCGGCAGACCAGGAGAAGGAGCGCCUGGCCCUUGCCGCGGCCGCCGCCGCUGCCGCCAAGGAGGCCGCCGCUGCCAAGGAACGCGUCCGCGCCGCUCUCGAGGCUCUUGAACUCGAGCGCCGCGCCGCUGCUGACCUUGAGCGCAAGGCGGCCGACGCCCACAAGCUGGCCAACCCGCCCACCCACCAUGACGGCGGCGCCGACGACGACUUCCACGACGCCGCCGCGUAUGAAGCCGCCAUCAUCGCCAAUCUUCAUGCACAAGCCGCCGGAGUCCAGAACAUCCGGACGUUGGUGCCCCUCGUCCUCGACCCCGGUUCGACGCACUAUGAUCGCUGGCGCGAUCUCGUCCUCCUCAUCCUCGAGCGCUAUGCCCUCUCCUCCCACGUCCUCAGCGAUGCUGCGCACCCCACCGUCCCGGCAUGGCGUCGUAUGGACGCCGUCGUCCUCUCGUGGCUCUUCGGCGCCGUCACCAUCGAGCUCAUGGAGACCGUGCGUACCCGCGGCAGCACGGCGCGCACGGCCUGGCUUGGCAUCGAGGCGCAAUUUCUCGGCAACCGCGAAUUCCGCGCCCUCCAACUCGAUGCCAAGUUCCGCAUCUUCACCCAAGGCGACCUCUCCAUCGGCGACUACUGCUCCAAGAUGAAGUCCAUGGCAGAUCAGCUCGGGGACCUCGGUGAAGUGGUCCAUGACCGCACUCUCGUUCUCAAUGUCCUUCGGGGCUUGAACGAGCGGUACGCGCACAUGCGCAUCCACUUCCGCCGCACCAACCCGUUCCCCUGCUUCCGCGACGUCCGCAACGACCUUCUCCUCGAGGAGCUCUCCGUCGAUGCGCCGGCCUCUGCUCCACCCACCGCCCUCCUCAUCUCGACCACCAAGGGUGCGUCCGUGGGCGAUUCCUCGCGCGGCCCCGCGGCCCCCUCCAGCGGUGGCUUUGGUCGCGGCUCCAGCGGUGGCUCCGGCGGCUCGGCCAACACAGGAACAGGCGGCGGCGGCAACAGGCGACGGCGGCGCAAGGGGCAAGGGCAGGCGCAGGCGCAGGCGCCUUGGCCAUCGAUCUACAAUCCCUGGACGGGUCAGAUCACGAUGUGGCCUGGCACAUCCGCGGGCCAACAGCAGCAACGUGGACCGGCGGCCCACCAACAGCAGCGUGGCAAUGGGCCGCAGCAGGCCACCUUCCAUCCGGCCUUGCUCGCCGCCCUUCAGCCGCAGCAAGCCCUCUUCCAGCAGCAGACCCAGCAGUAA